Arabis nemorensis is the source of this 927-nucleotide messenger RNA. The record is from the annotation of a GenBank genome assembly. NCBI's taxonomy places the organism in Eukaryota, Viridiplantae, Streptophyta, Magnoliopsida, Brassicales, Brassicaceae.
AUGGCUGGUUCGAAGAAGCAUUCAUCAGCCAAGGCCAAAUCCGCCAGUGCUUCUGGAAAGGACAAGGUUUCUCGGGAUUAUGGUGAGAGUUUGGUGGGUUCAAGGAUUCAAGUUUGGUGGCCGAUGGACCGCAAAUUCUAUAAGGGAGUGAUUGAGUCCUUUGGUGUUUCAAACAAGAAGCACAAGGUUCUGUAUGAUGAUGGGGAUGUUGAGAACUUAAAUCUGAACAAGGAACGAUGGGCGAUGAUCGAAGAAGAAGAUGCUGAAGCUGAAGCUGAAGAGAUCUCCGUACAGGAGGAGUCGGGUAAUGAGAGCUCUGAAGCCACCCCAGAACCGAAGAAAGCUAAAACUAAUGGUAAGCCAUCUGGAAGAGGAAGGAGGGAUGAAGCUGUGCCGAAAAAGAAAGAAAAGAGCAAGUCCAAAGCCAAGUCUGGUAAGAAAGCAGAGGAUAGCGACGGAGAAAGAGAGAGACCGAAAAGGGGUGUGAAGAAAGCUGAGAAAUCGAACGAUGAUGAGAAGCAGAUCCAGAAGCCUGGAACUGAGAGAAAUGGCAAAAUGGGUGGUGUUGGCGGUAAGAUGGUAACAGCGGCCUCACGCAUCAGUGGAAGGUUCCAAAAAAAGGAGAAUGGUGCUGUGAAAGAGACUUCUAACUCCUUGAAAACUAGCACGAAGAUUUCUGAAUCAAACAACCCAACGCGGAAAAGGCGUCCUGCAUCAGAGGCUGUCUCGAAGGAUGUGAAAAAACCGAGGACUUCUUCGAGAAGGACCAGGAGCAACAGCACUGCUUAUGAUGAUGAAGAAGAGAUGUCUGCUGCUGAUGACGUCCAGGAUAAUUUAUCUGGUGGUGGCGAUGUGGAGGACAAUGUGUCUGGUGGUAGUGAUGAUGAGCAUUCAUCUGAUGAUGACUCCAAACCUAUUGUACCGUAG